AUGGUUCUCGCAGCUCAUCCAAACCCGGACGCUCCUGUCCUCACCCAGUUCUCCCUCGCUGGCAAGACCGCUCUUGUCACCGGUGGAAGUCGCGGCAUUGGCCUCGAGGUGGCCAAGGGCCUGGCCGAGGCUGGUGCCAUUGUCGCCAUCACCUACUCGACCAGUGAGCCGCAAGCGGCCAUCGCCGCAAUCCAGACGGCUGCAGCUGCCGCAUCCUCAUCUUCGGCGUCCGUCACGCCUCGCGCCUACAAGUGCGACGUCACCGAGCAGGCUGCUAUCGAGGCCGCCGUCGAGGCAGCCGCUCGGGAACUCGGCACCGGUCGCCUUGACAUCCUCGUUGCCAAUGCCGGCAUCAGCGACCACACAACCGCCAUCUCCUAUCCCGUAGAUGCCAUGCGCCGCAUAUUCGAUGUCAACGUCAAUGGUGCCUUCUGGGCCGCCCAGGCCUCUGCUCGCGUCUUCCAGCGCCAGGUUGCCGCCGGUGGCCGUCCCGGCACCAUCAUCUUCACUGCCUCCGUCAGCGCCUCGAUUACCAACACCCCCCAGCCUCAGGCCGCUUACAACGCCACCAAAGCCGCUCUCGUUCAUCUGGCUAAGGGUGUUGCCGUUGAAUGGGUAGACUUUGCUCGCGUAAACUGCGUGUCGCCGGGAUAUAUUGAAACAGACAUGAUCGCUACGGUUCGGGAGGACUGGCGCAAGGAGUGGAUCCGCCAGAUUCCUGGGCGCCGGAUGUGCCAGACUGCUGAGCUCAAGGGUAUCUACCUUUUCCUGGCCAGCGAUGCCAGCAGCUACAUGACUGGAGCUGAUCUAAUCAUCGAUGGCGGCAUCAGCUUGCCAUGA
Molecule: messenger RNA, 840 nt
Organism: Grosmannia clavigera kw1407
Lineage: Eukaryota; Fungi; Ascomycota; Sordariomycetes; Ophiostomatales; Ophiostomataceae
Product: short chain dehydrogenase reductase
Exons: 4
Coding region: 1-840 (279 amino acids)
Cellular component (GO): intracellular anatomical structure
Molecular function (GO): oxidoreductase activity, acting on NAD(P)H, oxygen as acceptor
Source: RefSeq, a predicted model, not a curated record